Andrographis paniculata is the source of this 1389-nucleotide messenger RNA. Its product is annotated as lysine histidine transporter 1-like. The coding region runs from base 31 to 1389 and encodes 452 amino acids. The record is from RefSeq and is a predicted model, not a curated record. Gene Ontology annotation, cellular component: plasma membrane. Lineage: Eukaryota; Viridiplantae; Streptophyta; Magnoliopsida; Lamiales; Acanthaceae. The transcript has 7 exons.
CCAAUCUACAGAUCCUAGAAAUUUAAAAGUAUGGAAGCUGAAGCUUCGCUCUACGGCAAGAACUACUCCCAUAGAACUGUAGAAGAGAAGUCUGAAGAGCAGAAAGCAAUAGAUGAUUGGCUUCCAAUAACAUCUUCAAGAAAUGCAAAAUGGUGGUACUCAGCAUUCCACAACGUCACUGCUAUUGUCGGGGCAGGAGUCCUCACCCUCCCUUACGCCAUGGCUGAGCUCGGAUGGGGGCCUGGAAUUGCCAUAUUGCUCAUAUCCUGGAUUGUGACUCUCUACUCCAUGUGGCAAAUGGUGGAGAUGCACGAGAUGGUGCCCGGCAAGCGCUUCGAUAGGUACCAUGAGCUCGGGCAGCACGCUUUCGGCGAAAAACUUGGCCUGUGGAUCGUCGUGCCUCAGCAGCUAAUCGUCGAGGUCGGAGUCAACAUAGUUUACCUCAUCACCGGAGGUCAGUCUCUCCAGAAAUUCCACGACAUCGUCUGCACCGCCGAUUGCAAAAAGAUCAGCCUCACCUAUUUCAUCAUGAUCUUCUCCUCUGUCCACUUUGUGCUCUCACAGCUCCCCUCCUUCAAUUCAAUCUCCGGUGUCUCUUUAGCAGCUGCAGUUAUGUCCAUAAGCUACUCGACGAUUGCAUGGGGUGCUUCGGUGGAUAAGGGGGUGCAGCCUGAGGUGCAAUAUGGGUAUAAAGAAGGGAGUAAGGCAGACAGGGUGUUCGGGUUCUUUAGCGCCAUGGGGUCGAUUGUUUUUGCAUACGGCGGCCACAAUGUAGAGAUGGAGAUUCAGGCGACAAUGCCGUCGACGCCGGACAAGCCUUCCAAAGUGCCUAUGUGGAGAGGUGUGGUUGUUGCUUAUGUAGUUGUGGCCCUGUGUUACUUCCCGGUGGCCGUGCUCGGCUUCUGGGCUUUCGGCAACACCGUCGACACCGAUGUACUUGUCUCGCUGCAGAAGCCCAAAUGGCUAAUCGCCAUGGCCAACAUGUUUGUCGUUGUGCAUCUCAUUGGAAGCUACCAGAUAUAUGCGAUGCCGGUUUUCGACAUGAUAGAGAGCGUUCUUGUGAAGAAACUCAAGUUCAGGCCGACGUGGUGGCUGCGCUUUGUGACAAGGAAUACCUACGUCGCAUUUACGUUGUUUGUUGCUGUGACAUUCCCAUUCUUCGAUGCGCUUCUGCCAUUCUUCGGAGGGUUUGCAUUCGCACCAACCACAUACUUUCUUCCAUGCGUGAUAUGGCUUGUGAUCUGCAAGCCGAGAAGGUUGAGCCUGUCGUGGUUCGUGAACUGGGCGUGCAUAACAUUUGGGGUGAUGCUGAUGAUAUGCGGGCCCAUCGGAGGCCUGAGGAAGAUUAUACAGCGUGCCAAGACCUACAAGUUCUACGGCCACUACUAG